UUAUCAAAAAUUACAUAAUGUCUGCGAAAUUUGAAGUGAUCAAAUAUAUGUUGAUUGGAUCAAACGAGGUUGGUAAGACUGCCUUUCUAACUCGAAGUUGUGAAAACAAUUUUGACUCUAAAUAUGAAGAAAGUAAAGGAAUGGAUUUUAAAUCCAAAAUGAUUGAAGAUGAUAAAUACAAGCUUUGCAUUUUUGAUACACCUGGAAGUGAAAAGUUAAGAUUUGCUUCAUAUGGAUUCUAUAAAUCAGCUUUUGGUUUUAUUUUAAUUUUUGAUCUUACAAGGCCUUAUACCUUAGCAGAUUUGAAAGAAGAUAUGACUAAGAUUGUAAUGCAUGCACCUUAGAAUGUCGAAUAUAUAUUAGUUGGAAACAAAUCUGAUCAAUCAGACCAUCAUUAUUAUCAAGAAUCACAAGAAGAAGCACAAAAAAUGGCAAAUUAAUUACAUAUUCCAUAUUUUGAGAUUUCUUGUAUGACAGGAUAAAAUGUAGACUUAGUAAUUGAGGAUCUCACAAAAAGAGUUUUGGUUCAAAUGAAAAGUGGAAAGUUGAGUCUUUCAUCAGCGAACUAGGCAUAAAAUCAUUUGAGAGAUGAAAGAAUUAAAGCUGAAGGAGGAUGUUGUUGUAAGAUUUAUUGAAUUUGUACAUUUUAUUGUAUAUCAAUUUUAUUUAUAGAAAAUUUUGUUA
This is a messenger RNA of Paramecium tetraurelia, 684 nucleotides long. RefSeq lists its product as uncharacterized. Gene Ontology annotation, biological process: regulation of exocytosis; protein secretion. Gene Ontology annotation, molecular function: GTP binding; GTPase activity. The record is from RefSeq and is a predicted model, not a curated record. NCBI's taxonomy places the organism in Eukaryota, Ciliophora, Oligohymenophorea, Peniculida, Parameciidae. The transcript has 4 exons.